UAAAAUAUCUUCGAUUAUACGACUCAACAAACUAUAUAAACCGCAUUUCUCUCGAUAAUAUACAAUUUCAUUGUAUUUCAUCGUAAGAUAUAUAAGAAAAAGCUGAAAGAUGAGACAUUUAUUUGUCGUUCAAUGCGUAUUAUUAUUCGCCGUAGCGAUCUACGCUAGUCCACCAUUAGGAAUACCUGAGGAAGAUCUAACGAAACAAUGUCAGACUCCUUUAUGUCCAGUAAAUAGAAACUCUGAAACUGUAAAUCUGCCUUAUCCUUUGGAUUGUCUACUUUACAUUUCUUGCGGAGAAAAAGAAAGUAUUGAAACAUGUCCAGAUAAUUUAGUUUUCAACAAGAACACUGGAGUCUGUGACACGCCUGAGAAUGCCCGAUGUGUACCAUGCUGGCAAGAAACAUCGCCAUAAGAAAUUCAAAAUCAUUAUUAAAGAUCAAUAAUAUGUAAAAUAAUGUUACAAUUUCUAAGCGAAUCAAAUUCAAAGUUAAAUAAAUCAUUAUAAAAUUUGAUUGAAGAAUA
Molecule: messenger RNA, 525 nt
Organism: Vespa velutina
Lineage: Eukaryota; Metazoa; Arthropoda; Insecta; Hymenoptera; Vespidae
Exons: 3
Coding region: 110-415 (101 amino acids)
Cellular component (GO): extracellular region
Molecular function (GO): chitin binding
Source: RefSeq, a predicted model, not a curated record